Molecule: messenger RNA, 5441 nt
Organism: Lemur catta (Ring-tailed lemur)
Lineage: Eukaryota; Metazoa; Chordata; Mammalia; Primates; Lemuridae
Product: mucin-12-like
Exons: 11
Coding region: 1-5160 (1719 amino acids)
Source: RefSeq, a predicted model, not a curated record
AUGACGUCUGCCAGCAGCCCAGGCUCCCCACACACGACGGUGUCACCUGCCAGUUCCGUGAGUCCUGGUGGACCCAGCGAGGGACCUACAGCCUCCCAGAGCAGCCCGGGCUCAACACACAGAACACUGUCACCUGGCACCUCCCCAACGGCGGGUGUCCCCGGCGCGUCUACCACCUUCCCAAGCGGCUCAGGCUCACCACACAGCACGGUGUCACCUGUGGGCUCUUCCACAGCAGGACGCAGUGAAGGAUCUACGGCCUCGUCCACGGGCCCGGCUUCUGCUCUGUCACCAGUGUCACCUGGGAGCUCUAGCAGCCCAGGCCCCGGCGCAGGAUCCACAGCCCGCUCCAGCAGUCCAGGCUCAGCUCCCACCACACCGUUCUCGGCCAGCGCCGCGACCUCCGGCCUCAGCCAACCGUCCACCAGCCUCCAGAGCAGCCCGGGCUCUACACACACCAGGGCAUCGGCCGGCACUUCCCCCUCCCCCGGAGUUAGUGACGGAUCCAGCACUGCCCAGAGCAGCUCGGCCUCCGCACGCGGCACAGCGUCACCCGUGAGCCCCACGUCACCAGGGUCCGGUGAAGGCUCUACGUCCUUCCGGAGCAGCCCGGGCUCUACGCACACAGCAGCGUCAGCUCACGUCCCGACAAGCUCUGGCCUCAGCGAAACCUCCAGAGGCUUGGACAGCACCCCCAGCACCACUGCCACGGCGGCGCCACCUGACAGCUCCAGAAGCCCCAGCCUCGGUGCGUCCUCUACGGCACUCCACAGCAGCCCGGGCUCCGCUGCCUCCACGCAGCUGGCAUCUGAGGCCGCUACGACGUCUGCCAGCAGCCCAGGCUCCCCACACACGACGGUGUCACCUGCCAGUUCCGUGAGUCCUGGUGGACCCAGCGAGGGACCUACAGCCUCCCAGAGCAGCCCGGGCUCAACACACAGAACACUGUCACCUGGCACCUCCCCAACGGCGGGUGUCCCCGGCGCGUCUACCACCUUCCCAAGCGGCUCAGGCUCACCACACAGCACGGUGUCACCUGUGGGCUCCUCCACAGCAGGACGCAGUGAAGGAUCUACGGCCUCGUCCACGGGCCCGGCUUCUGCUCUGUCAACAGUGUCACCUGGGAGCUCUAGCAGCCCAGGCCCCGGCGCAGGAUCCACAGCCCGCUCCAGCAGUCCAGGCUCAGCUCCCACCACACCGUUCUCGGCCAGCGCCGCGACCUCCGGCCUCAGCCAACCGUCCACCAGCCUCCAGAGCAGCCCGGGCUCUACACACACCAGGGCAUCGGCCGGCACUUCCCCCUCCCCCGGAGUUAGUGACGGAUCCAGCACUGCCCAGAGCAGCUCGGCCUCCGCACGCGGCACAGCGUCACCCGUGAGCCCCACGUCACCAGGGUCCGGUGAAGGCUCUACGUCCUUCUGGAGCAGCCCGGGCUCUACGCACACAGCAGCGUCAGCUCACGUCCCGACAAGCUCUGGCCUCAGCGAAACCUCCAGAGGCUUGGACAGCACCCCCAGCACCACUGCCACGGCGGCGCCACCUGACAGCUCCAGAAGCCCUAGCCUUGGUGUGUCCUCUACGGCACUCCACAGCAGCCCGGGCUCCGCUGCCUCCACGCAGCUGGCAUCUGAGGCCGCUACGACGUCUGCCAGCAGCCCAGGCUCCCCACACACGACGGUGUCACCUGCCAGUUCCGUGAGUCCUGGUGGACCCAGCGAGGGACCUACAGCCUCCCAGAGCAGCCCGGGCUCAACACACAGAACACUGUCACCUGGCACCUCCCCAACGGCGGGUGUCCCCGGCGCGUCUACCACCUUCCCAAGCGGCUCAGGCUCACCACACAGCACGGUGUCACCUGUGGGCUCCUCCACAGCAGGACGCAGUGAAGGAUCUACGGCCUCGUCCACGGGCCCGGCUUCUGCUCUGUCAACAGUGUCACCUGGGAGCUCUAGCAGCCCAGGCCCCGGCGCAGGAUCCACAGCCCGCUCCAGCAGUCCAGGCUCAGCUCCCACCACACCGUUCUCGGCCAGCGCCGCGACCUCCGGCCUCAGCCAACCGUCCACCAGCCUCCAGAGCAGCCCGGGCUCUACACACACCAGGGCAUCGGCCGGCACUUCCCCCUCCCUCGGAGUUAGUGACGGAUCCAGCACUGCCCAGAGCAGCUCGGCCUCCGCACGCGGCACAGCGUCACCCAUGAGCCCCACGUCACCAGGGUCCGGUGAAGGCUCUACGUCCUUCCGGAGCAGCCCGGGCUCUACGCACACAGCAGCGUCAGCUCACGUCCCGACAAGCUCUGGCCUCAGCGAAACCUCCAGAGGCUUGGACAGCACCCCCAGCACCACUGCCACGGCGGCGCCAUCUGACAGCUCCAGAAGCCCCAGCCUCGGUGCGUCCUCUACGGCACUCCACAGCAGCCCGGGCUCCGCUGCCUCCACGCAGCUGGCAUCUGAGGCCGCUACGACGUCUGCCAGCAGCCCAGGCUCCCCACACACGACGGUGUCACCUGCCAGUUCCGUGAGUCCUGGUGGACCCAGCGAGGGACCUACAGCCUCCCAGAGCAGCCCGGGCUCAACACACAGAACACUGUCACCUGGCACUUCCCCAACGGCGGGUGUCCCCGGCGCGUCUACCACCUUCCCAAGCGGCUCAGGCUCACCACACAGCACGGUGUCACCUGUGGGCUCCUCCACAGCAGGACGCAGUGAAGGAUCUACGGCCUCGUCCACGGGCCCGGCUUCUGCUCUGUCAACAGUGUCACCUGGGAGCUCUAGCAGCCCAGGCCCCGGCGCAGGAUCCACAGCCCGCUCCAGCAGUCCAGGCUCAGCUCCCACCACACCGUUCUCGGCCAGCGCCGCGACCUCCGGCCUCAGCCAACCGUCCACCAGCCUCCAGAGCAGCCCGGGCUCUACACACACCAGGGCAUCGGCCGGCACUUCCCCCUCCCCCGGAGUUAGUGACGGAUCCAGCACUGCCCAGAGCAGCUCGGCCUCCGCACGCGGCACAGCGUCACCCGUGAGCCCCACGUCACCAGGGUCCGGUGAAGGCUCUACGUCCUUCCGGAGCAGCCCGGGCUCUACGCACACAGCAGCGUCAGCUCACGUCCCGACAAGCUCUGGCCUCAGCGAAACCUCCAGAGGCUUGGACAGCACCCCCAGCACCACUGCCACGGCGGCGCCACCUGACAGCUCCAGAAGCCCCAGCCUCGGUGCGUCCUCUACGGCACUCCACAGCAGCCCGGGCUCCGCUGCCUCCACGCAGCUGGCAUCUGGCAGCUCCGCCAGCCCAGGCCCCACUGAGGCCGCUACGACGUCUGCCAGCAGCCCAGGCUCCCCACACACGACGGUGUCACCUGCCAGUUCCGUGAGUCCUGGUGGACCCAGCGAGGGACCUACAGCCUCCCAGAGCAGCCCGGGCUCAACACACAGAACACUGUCACCUGGCACCUCCCCAACGGCGGGUGUCCCCGGCGCGUCUACCACCUUCCCAAGCGGCUCAGGCUCACCACACAGCACGGUGUCACCUGUGGGCUCCUCCACAGCAGGACGCAGUGAAGGAUCUACGGCCUCGUCCACGGGCCCGGCUUCUGCUCUGUCAACAGUGUCACCUGGGAGCUCUAGCAGCCCAGGCCCCGGCGCAGGAUCCACAGCCCGCUCCAGCAGUCCAGGCUCAGCUCCCACCACACCGUUCUCGGCCAGCGCCGCGACCUCCGGCCUCAGCCAACCGUCCACCAGCCUCCAGAGCAGCCCGGGCUCAAUAGAGAAAACACUGUCACCUGCCACCUCCCCAACAGGGGGUGUCCGGGACGUAUCUACCACCGUUCCAACCUUCUCAGGCUCACCACUUGCCGCGGUGUCUACGGGGAGUGUAUCCACUUCAUUGCCAGGUUCUUCGUCUUUAGGUUCAACUAUUUCUGGUUUCCGCUCGACUGCAGUGUCUGAUUCGUCUUCAGCGUUCACAAACUCUGAUGUUUUUCCUGCAUCUUCCUCCGCUUCUCCGGGCCCCACUUCUUCCGCACUGUAUUGGUUCAAUAGUACUUCCAUACUGCAUUCGCCGUUCACUAGUCCUUGGACAGGUGUUACAGGGACUGAGUCUCCAGCUGUGACACCAUGGAACUGCCUGAAUGGGACAACAUGGAAUGGAGAAGAGUGUGUCUGUCCUCAAGGCUACUUUGGUUACCAGUGCCAGACCCCCUUGGAAUCCUUCUUAGUAGAGGUCCCGGGACAGAUCAACGCCACUCUAGGUGUGAUAGUGAAAGUGAUUUACAGGAUUUUCACAGAAGACCUGAAUAACACGGCUUCCCAGGCAUACUUGAAUUUUGUUGAACUAGUCAAGAGAGAGAUGGAUAAAAUUUACUCCGGCAAUGACCUUCCUGAGUAUAAAGGUGUCAUCAUUAGGGAACUGUCCAACGGCAGCAUUGUGGUGAAAUAUGACGUCGUCCUGGAGGCAAACUUCACUGCCCAGUAUGAGGAACUGUUUGCAAACCUUGCUAAGAUCGUGACAGCCAAGACUGUGACUGCAACCAAAAAAGUGCCUGAUGAUAUUGAGGCAUGCGAAGAGUCCAUACUGUGCUACAAUGAGAACAACACUUCCGUGGAUAAGACCGUGCAGCUAGGCUUCAACCUCCAGGAGCAAUGCACCCAGAAAGCUGCCAAGGAGUUUGCGCAGUUCUACUAUGUGGAUGUACUGAAUGGGAAGCUGGCCUGUGUGACCAAGUGCACCUUGGGGACACAGUCGCAACUGGACUGUCAUGGGGGUGCAUGCCAGCUGCAGCACAGUGGCCCUCGCUGCCUGUGCCCGAAAUCCAACACACACUGGUACUGGGGAGAGACCUGUGAGUUUAGCAUCAGCAAGAGCCUCGUGUACGGGCUUGUGGGGACCGUGGUGGCCGUGCUGCUGGUCGCAGUGGUCGUCCUGAUCAUCUUCCUCGGCCUAUCGCAGAGAAAACUGCACAGGGAAAAUUACGAUGUGUCUUCAGACUGGAAAAGAGAAGAUGUUGCUGGCACCUUCCAGAACACAGGCAUCUGGGAAGAGGACAAUCUGAGGCGGGACAGAUACGGCCUUGAGAAUGCCUACAGCCACUUCCGGCCCUCCCUGGGGACCAUAGACCCUGCCACAGAGCUCCACAUCGAGAGGCCCCAAGUGGUGAUGCCCCCUCGGUGAGGCAGCAGGGCCCUCCUCAUCGAGAUCUGGACAAGAGAGGGCAGAGAGCCCCCCACAGGCCCCCCGCUGGUCAAGAGGAAACUGAAGCCAGGCCCUGAAGCUGCCCUGCUCAGAGCUGCCAGACGUGGCGGGUCCUGCCAGCGCCCAUCAGGAAGAGUGGGGGCUGUGAGCGCCCCACCCAGGGGCCCCGAGGCUCCCAGAUGCCCUGGCAUCCUCGAUUGCUCCUUGGUGACUCCCUAUUGUGGAAUUUUCCUACCAAUAAAAGCAAAUCUUAAAGUGCA